Messenger RNA from Penicillium hordei, 882 nucleotides. Its product is annotated as COG1/VPS51 family protein. NCBI's taxonomy places the organism in Eukaryota, Fungi, Ascomycota, Eurotiomycetes, Eurotiales, Aspergillaceae. The coding region runs from base 1 to 882 and encodes 293 amino acids. The record is from RefSeq and is a predicted model, not a curated record. Gene Ontology annotation, biological process: Golgi organization; Golgi vesicle transport; lysosomal transport. Gene Ontology annotation, cellular component: membrane; EARP complex; GARP complex. The transcript has a single exon.
AUGUCGACUCUAUCAUCUCCACGUCCGUCCAUUGCCUCCUCUCGAGCCCACUCCCCGGGCCCGGCCUCCUCCCGCCCAUCACUCGAUGCCUCGAACACCAAUGUCAGCGGGGGGCUCAGCGCCGCAUCUACCCCAUCCACCGCACGAGCUCUCUCCCCCUCACUCCAUUUGCGACGCAAUCGCAGCGCCCUGCGAGACUACUACAACCUCAAACCUCCUGGAGCAGACACAUCUGCCUCCCGAGACCCAUCUCGCUCCCGGAGUGUGCCGCGGAACACAGAUGCAGGAGAUAUCUCCGACCCAACCGCUCUAGGAUCAGGAACGGAGCUCGACAGUGCAGACUUCGACCCGCAGCGGUAUGUCGAGCAUCUCUUGUCAUCGUCGUCCCUAUCUACGGUGCUCAAGGCUGAGAAUACAUUGGUUGGGGAUAUCCGCACUCUCGACGGAGAGCGGAAGGCGCUGGUCUACGAUAACUACUCGAAGUUGAUCCGCGCUGUGGAGACAAUUGGGAAAAUGCGGCGUAGUAUGGAUGAUCGCGGUGCGCCGUUGACUAUGACGAAAACGCUUGGUCCGGCUAUUGCUUUUGUUGCUGAGACUGCUGGUGGGCUCAUUAAGGAAGGUGAGGAGCAGCGCCGCCGAAUGAAGGAAGCGAAACAGGAAGACGAAGCUUCAACUCAGAAGCGCGAGAAGGAUACUGUUCGGUGGGUGCUUGCUGCACCGCAGAGAUUGGAGAAGCUCGUGGCGGAGGAUAAACAAGAGGAUGCGGAGAAAGACUGGAAAGAGAUUCAGCAUUUACUCGACGCUUGGGGUGAUGUUAAGGGGGUUGCUGAGAUUCGGGGAGGGUGUGAGAAAGUCAUGAACAGGGAACGUCACGAUGGCUGA